This is a messenger RNA of Guillardia theta CCMP2712, 977 nucleotides long. RefSeq lists its product as hypothetical. The coding region runs from base 13 to 888 and encodes 291 amino acids. NCBI's taxonomy places the organism in Eukaryota, Cryptophyceae, Pyrenomonadales, Geminigeraceae. The record is from RefSeq and is a predicted model, not a curated record. The transcript is spliced from 4 exons.
UUCGCAAGCGGCAUGCAGCGGGUGGCGAUCGGGGCGGGGGCAGCCAUUGUGGCGAUGGCGACGCUCCUGCUGAUCUCUUACGGGAAGCCAGCAGUUCUGGAGCAGGAUCAGGCUGGCUACAGAGUAUUUUUGCAGCCCAACUCCAACGCUGGAAGAACGCAGAUGCUUCCCAUGAUGAACGGAUAUCCCAUGCCGCACACCAUUGUGCAAACUGCUCCCUAUGUUCCCCCUCAGCAGACCAUUCGUCCAGUCUUCAACGUGAUCCCCAACCCGGGAUCUGCAGAUGCUCUCAGAAGGCUGCAAGACGAGAUGGCUACCCAAAGACUUGCCUUCUCUCAGCUGAAGGAGAACCUGGGAUACGUCCGCCAGGUGGUUGACGGGCUCAAGGCCGAACUUGCGCUGCAGACAAGCGGAAAGAAGGCUGUAACGUUCAAGGAUCUUGCCCGCCUCAAGAAGUACAUCGACAUCAACAGAGCCUCCGUCAAGACUCUGCAGGAUAAGUCCCGUGAGCUCGACUUGCAAGUCCGCCAGCUCCAGGCCUCCAAGAACCGACCAGGACCCCAGGGACCUCCGGGUCCUCAGGGUGAGACGGGAGCACCAGGUCCACGUGGAGAGCCAGGACGUGAGGGUAUCCAGGGACCACCCGGACCAGCGUUCUCUGCUGCUGAGAGAGAUGCGAUUCGCAAGGCGAUCGGAGUGCUCAAGCGGGUGGGAGCGGAGAAGGUAGCGACGGUGGAAGAGGGAGACGAGUCCCCAGAGGGAUCUGACGGAGCUGAUAACGAGGAGGCAAAGAAAUCCGAGGCUUCGGAGUCUAAGCUGAAGCAGAAGAGCACGAAGAAGCAGGAGUGGGGAACUUUGUUGAACCAGCUUAAGAAGCGCCUCGAAUAAGUUUUCUCAGUGUUUCUCCUUUUCUCUUUCUUCUCCUCGAUGAUUUGACAUCUCAUAACAAAAUCAAUAAACUUCACUGUGUGUGCAGC